AUGGCCCGGCUCAGGCUGGGCCGCAAGGGCCCCCUGGUCUGGUCGUACCUGCAGCUGGCAGUGUCGGGGGCCGCCACGGCGUACUUCAGCUCCUUCAGUGCCUACUGCGUCUUCCGGUUCCUGAUGGGCAUGACCUUCUCUGGCAUCAUCCUCAACUCCCUCUCUCUGGUGAAGCCGUGUUUGCGUUUGGGGAAGAGUGAGUCCCACUCAGCCCUGGCCACUCUCCAUCCUCCUCCUGGUCUCAGGUGGCUGCCGGAGUCAUCCCGAUGGCUCCUCCUCCACGGCAAGUCCCAGCGAGCUGUGCAGAACCUGCGGAAGGUGGCCGCCAUGAACGGGAGAAAGGCGGAAGGGGAGAGGCUGACCCAGGAGGUGGUGAGCUCCUACAUCCAGAGUGAGUUCACGAGCGUCCGCACUUCCACCUCCGUCCUGGACCUCUUCCGAACCCCGGCCAUCCGCAAGGUCACGUGCUGUCUCAUGGUGGUCUGGUUCUCCAACUCCAUGGCUUACUACGGCCUGGCCAUGGACCUGCAGAAGUUUGGGCUCAGCGUCUACCUGGUCCAGGUCCUGUUUGGGGUCAUAGACAUCCCGGCCAUGCUGGUGGCCACCACCACCAUGAUUUACGUGGGCCGCCGAGCCACAGUGGCCUCCUUCCUCAUCCUGGCUGGGCUCAUGGUGAUCGCCAACAUGUUUGUGCCAGAAGGUAUGCAGACCCUGCGCACAGCCCAGGCAGCGCUGGGCAAAGGCUGCCUGGCUAGCUCCUUCAUCUGCGUGUACUUGUUCACGGGAGAGCUGUACCCCACGGAGAUCAGGCAGAUGGGGAUGGGCUUCGUCUCAGUCAACGCCCGCCUCGGGGGGCUGGCUGCGCCCCUGGUCACCGCGGUCGGGGAGUUCAGUGCCAUCCUGCCACCUGUGGCCUUCGGGGCCACCUCGAUCCUGGCCGGGCUGACCGUCUGCUUCCUGGCUGAGACCCGCAACACACCCCUGGUGGAGACCAUUGAGGUGAUGGAGAGGAGAGCCAAAGGCCUCUCCAGGAAGGAUGCGGAGGGGAGGAGCGAAGACAUUUCCCUUCAGCAGCUGGGAGCUUCUCCCCUCCUAGAGACCAUCUAAGGUGCCCAGGGCCCGGCACACGCUGGCCGUACCUCAGCCGGUGUCCGGCUUCC
Molecule: messenger RNA, 1160 nt
Organism: Myotis brandtii (Brandt's bat)
Lineage: Eukaryota; Metazoa; Chordata; Mammalia; Chiroptera; Vespertilionidae
Product: solute carrier family 22 member 20
Exons: 7
Coding region: 1-1107 (368 amino acids)
Biological process (GO): transmembrane transport
Cellular component (GO): membrane
Molecular function (GO): transmembrane transporter activity
Source: RefSeq, a predicted model, not a curated record